Messenger RNA from Chaetura pelagica (chimney swift), 2124 nucleotides. RefSeq names its product myeloperoxidase-like. The coding region runs from base 1 to 2124 and encodes 707 amino acids. Lineage: Eukaryota; Metazoa; Chordata; Aves; Apodiformes; Apodidae. The record is from RefSeq and is a predicted model, not a curated record. Gene Ontology annotation, molecular function: heme binding; peroxidase activity. Gene Ontology annotation, biological process: response to oxidative stress. The transcript has 13 exons.
AUGGCAGAAGAGGUGCUGUCAGACUCGUCUCUUCUGAGCACCAUUUGCCAAGCCAGGCAGCUGGUGGACACGGCAUAUUCACAGGCCCGAAGAAGCUUAAAGAGAAAACUAGAGGAGAAGGUUUCCAAUCCGAUGGAUUUCCUGAAGCACUUAAAGGACCCAGUAGGAAGAACCAGAUCUGCAGCCCGUGCUGCUGAUUACUGGGAAACUACCUUGAAACUCCUCAAAGCGAAGCUGCGUCUCUCUGUGAAACGGAGAUUCAACGUUACAGACAUACUAAACAGAAAACAGAAGGAGUUGAUUUCCAAAGAAACUGGCUGUGACUAUCAGGUUCGUUCCAUUAAAUGCCCAGAGGAUGACACUUACCGGACCAUCACUGGAGAGUGCAACAACAGGAAGCAUUCCCACCUGGGGUCCUCGAACCAGGCGUUCGCUCGCUGGCUGCCAGCAGUGUAUGAGGAUGGAGUGUCUGUCCCCAGAGGAGUCAGUGAAGGAAAGCUCUACAAUGGAUUUCAGCUCCCCCUGGUUCGAAAAGUGUCGAAUGAAAUUGCCUGGACAGCCAACAGGAACAUCACUCAGGACCAGGAGCUCUCUCUUGUCUUCAUGCAGUGGGGCCAGUGGGUGAACCACGACAUAGACCUGGCCCCAGCCAGCGGGGCAGGGGUGAGCCCGGAGCUUCACUGCGAGACCGACUGCGCUUUCCAGCCCCCCUGCUUCCCCAUCGAGUUUCCCCCUGAUGACCCUCGGAUGCUGAGGUCCAACUCCUGCAUGCCCUUCAUCAUGUCAGCAUCGGUCUGCAGCGCAGGGCUGCCGGUGCGGCAGCAGCUCAACGCCGUCAGCUCCUUCAUCGACGCCAGCACCGUCUACGGCAGCGACGACUCCCUGGCAAAGAGUCUUAGAAACCAGACCAACCAGUUGGGCUUGAUGGCUGUGAACCAGAAUUUUACGGAUGCGGGGCUGGAGUUGUUGCCCUUUGAGAACAACACAAAAAGCAUUUGUGUUCUCACCAACGAGAGCAUGAACAUCCCCUGCUUUAAAGCAGGGGACAAGCGGGUAACUGAGAACCUGGGGCUCUCUGCACUGCACACGGUCUUUCUACGAGAACACAACCGCCUGGUUACAGAGCUGAGGAAAUUAAAUCCUCACUGGGAUGGAGAAAAACUUUACCAGGAGAGUCGAAAGAUUCUAAUUGCCAUUAACCAGGUAAUAACGUACAGAGAUUACCUCCCACUUCUGCUGCCAGAGGAGACCAGCAAGUGGAUCCCUUUGUACAGUGGCUACAAGGAGAAUGUGGAUCCCAGAGUCGCAAACGUUUUUUCCCUGGCUUUCCGAUUUGGUCACACGUUGGUGCAGCCCUUUGUAUCCCGUUUAGAUGACAAUUUCCAGCCUUUGGGUUCGUUCUCCCAUGUCCCUCUUCAUUUGACCUUUUGCGCUACAUGGAGGGUUAUAAUGGAAGGUGGCAUCGACCCACUGAUACGGGGCAUGGUGGUUGAUCAUUCCAAAUUGAUGAAGCAGAACCAACUGCUCGUCGAUGAGCUCCAGAACCACCUUUUUGAACAGGUAGAGAUAAUGGGUCUGGAUCUAGCAGCCAUUAAUAUGCAACGGGGAAGAGACCAUGGCAUUCCAGGUUACAAUGCCUGGAGGCACUUUUGUGGGCUCUCCCAGCCUCAAAACCUGGAAGAAUUGUCUGAGGUGCUAGGCAAUUCCAAGCUGGCCAAGAAGUUCAUGGAGUUGUAUGGGACACCAGACAAUAUUGACCUCUGGAUUGGGGCAAUUGCAGAGCCCAUUGUUUCCCAGGGAAGACUUGGACCCCUUCUGGCCUGCAUCAUUGGCACCCAGUUCAGGAAUCUGCGUGAUGGGGACAGAUUCUGGUGGGAGAACCCAGGAGUCUUCACUCUGCAGCAGUUGCAGGCACUGAGAAAAAUCUCACUGUCAAGGGUGCUCUGUGACAACACCCGCAUCAAAAAGAUACCCAGGGAUGUGUUCAAGGUCAACAGUUACCCUGAGAACUUUGUUGACUGCCAUGAGAUCGACACACUUGACCUCUCACCCUGGAAAGAUGAGCCUGAGAGUGGCACAAAAGUUCCUAAUCCUGCUCAUCAGACCAGCCUUGAAAACUCCUAA